Messenger RNA from Erigeron canadensis, 3758 nucleotides. Its product is annotated as protein SEMI-ROLLED LEAF 2. The record is from RefSeq and is a predicted model, not a curated record. The coding region runs from base 306 to 3290 and encodes 994 amino acids. NCBI's taxonomy places the organism in Eukaryota, Viridiplantae, Streptophyta, Magnoliopsida, Asterales, Asteraceae. The transcript is spliced from 20 exons.
AAAGGGGGGGAUUGAUUUUGGAGCAAAAUCUUGAGAAUUUGAUAAAGAUUUAUUGAAAAAACUCGAACCUAAUUACUCCCCAGCCUUCCAGCAUUGACUUGAAGGCUGGUCGGAUUUCGGCUCUUUUUGUUUCUUCUUUUUCUUUUUCUUCCCUUUGUUGUGAUCAUGAUGAUGGCAAUAAAGAAGGGAAGAAAGGUUGAAAAAGAUUGUUGAAGAAAGUGGAGAAAGAGAGAUUUGUUUAGUUAUUGUUGUUAUAAGUCAGUGUGAUUGUUUAUUGUAUUGUGGUAUAUAUAUUGGUAUAUAAAAUGAGUGCUGUUUCCGGUGUUGUAUCGAGGCAAGUUUUGCCCGCGUGUGGAAGCCUUUGUUUCUUCUGCCCUGCCUUGACAACAAGGUCUAGACAGCCUGUGAAGAGGUACAAGAAGUUGAUCUCGGAUAUUUUCCCUAGAAAUCCGGGUGAAGAACUAAAUGAUAGGAAGAUCGGGAAGUUGUGUGAGUAUGCUGGGAGAAAUCCUUUACGUGUUCCAAAGAUCACAAGCUCUCUUGAACACCGCUAUUAUAAGGAAUUAAGAAAUGAGAACUUUCGGAAUGCAAAAAUUGUUAUGUGUAUAUAUAGAAAACUGUUGAUUUCGUGCAAGGACCAAAUGCCUCUUUUUGCAAAUAGUUUGCUAAGUAUCAUGCAAACUCUGUUGGAUGAGACAAGAAACGACGAAAUGCUAAUUAUAGGAUGCCAAACACUCUUUGACUUUGUCAAUUGUCAGAAAGAUGGAACUUACAUGUUUAACUUGGAAGGUUUUAUCCCAAAACUCUGUCAAUUAGCUCAAGAAGUUGGUGAAGAUGAGAGAGUUGAACCACUUCGUGCAGCUGGCUUACAAGCUCUUUCUUCAAUGGUUUGGUUCAUGGGUAUAUAUUCCCAUAUAUCAUCAGAGUUUGAUAAUAUUGUUUCUGUAGUUUUGGAAAAUUAUGGAUCUUCGAGCAAAGAUUCUGACAAUCCUAAUCAAAAUCGUUGGGUACAAGAAGUGUUGAAAGAUGACCAUCAUGUCUCACCAACAGAGGCUUCGAUGAAAAUCCCAUCUUGGUCAACAAUUGUAAAUGAGAAAGGCGAACUAAAUGUGCCUGCGGUUGAAGCUAAAAAUCCUAGUUUUUGGUCCCGUGUAUGUCUUCAUAACAUGGCUAAUCUGGGCAAGGAAGCUACAACCAUGCGUCGUGUUCUUGAAUCUUUAUUUCGUUAUUUUGAUUCUGAGAAUCUAUGGCAUGCUUCACAAGGAGUUGCCCACCCAGUUCUCAAGGACAUGCAAAAUAUCAUGGAUGAAUCUGGACAAAAUACACAUUUUCUUCUUUCCAUAUUAGUCAAGCAUCUUGAUCACAAGAAUGUCUUAAAAAAACCUGAUAUGCAGCUUGACAUUAUAGAGGUUACCAUCUCACUUGCAAGAGAAACGAAAGUAGAAGCUUCAGUUGCGAUUGUUGGUGCUAUAACGGAUAUCAUUAGACAUCUUAGAAAAAGCGUACACUUGACACUAGACGAUGCUGACCUGGGAGCUGAUGUAAUCAAAUGGAACAAAAAGUUUCAUGAACUUGUAGAUGAGUGCCUAGUGGAGUUAUCCUCUAAGGUUGGUGACGCAUGUCCAAUUUUUGACAUUAUGGCUGGGAUGCUAGAAAAUAUAUCAAGUAUUACAGUUGUAGGAAGAACUACAGUUGCUGCUGUUUACCGAACUGCUCAAAUUGUAGCUUCAUUGCCUAAUAUGGCAUACAACAAUAAGGCAUUUCCAGAAGCAUUGUUUCAUCAGUUGCUUCCUGCAAUGGUCCAUCAAGAUCAUGAAACCCGAGUUGGAGCUCAUCGAAUCUUUUCUGUUGUCCUUGUUCCUUCUUCUGUUUGCCCACGGUCUUCAAGUCUUGUGCCAGCUGGAGGAGAUCUGGACAAGACUACAGUUCCACGGUCACUGUCAAGAACGGUUUCUGUCUUUUCUUCUUCAGCUGCCCUUUUUGGGAAGAUGAAAAAGGGUGGGCCUUUAAUGACCAACAACGUUAGUAAGCAAAAAUCAAAUAAUAGUGGGGUAUUUAACAGAAUGAAGUCGAGCUAUAGCCGAACAUAUUCAAUAAAGAUAGAUACAAAUCCUGCAAACAAUUUAAACAAGGAUGGGGAAGCUGUUACCCUUAGGCUCAGUUCUCACCAGAUUUCACUCCUCCUAUCUUCAAUUUGGGCACAGUCAAUUUCACCUGAAAACAAACCUGAAAAUUAUGAAGCCAUUGCUCAUACCUACAGCCUGGUUUUGUUAUUCUCUCGUGCAAAGAAUUCAGGCCGGGAGGCUCUAGUUCGAAGUUUCCAGCUGGCAUUUUCAUUGCUUGAUACUUCUCUUGCCGAAGCAGGAUCACUGCCAGCAUCGCGUAGGAGAUCGCUGUUCACUUUGGCAACUACAAUGAUAAUCAUUUCUGGGAAAGCAUUUAGUAUUGUUCCUCUCGUUCCAGUUGCAAAGGCUACACUUGCAAACAAGAUGGUGGAUCCAUACUUGUGCUUGAUUGAAGAUUGCAAGCUCACUGUUGGAACUGGGUCAGGUAGUAUUAGUUUCGGGUCCAGGGAAGAUGAUCAGUCUGCUCUGAAAUCCCUAUCAGCAAUAAAGUUCACAGAAGAUCAGUCAAUAGAAUCACUGGCUGCUACAAUUGUUAAGCACUUGGAAUCUGUCUCCGAGUCUGAAAUAAUCAGCAUUAAGCAGCAACUGCUAAACAGAUUUGUGCCUGAUGACGAUGUGUGCCCUACAGGCUCCCCAACAGAAAAGUCACAACAUAAACAUCCAGAAGACAGUAAAUCUAUGGAGGAGGAGCCACUUAUAUUUACGGAUGAUGAUUUUCAAGGAGAUCCUUUUGACACUGCCAACAUGCUUUCACUUGCAGCAGCCGAGACACUUGAUCUCUUAAGUGUCAAUGAAUUGCUAGAUUCAGUCAUGGAUUCUGCACAACAAGUUGGAAGAAUGUCUAUAAGCAUUACACCCGAAGUCUCUUACAAAGAAAUGACGAAUCAAUGUGAGGCUCUUGUAAAUGGGAAGAGGAUGAAAAUGUCCAAUUUGAUGAGUAUACAAAGACCUGUAAACCAUGAUGACGAUGAAAUCAACAAGCAUCAAACGGACAGAAGCUACCAAUCGCAGGCAGGCCAUCCUUUCUUGGAACAAAACGCGCCUCCUCUUGUUAAUGGACAAGUUCGUAUGUCAUGUGCAACGGAAUACCAACAUCUACCUCAAUCAUUCAGAUUACCUGCAUCAAGUCCAUACGAUAAUUUCCUCAAAGCUGCUAGAUAUUAACCUCUCGGGACCAUGAUAUAUGCCAAUCGUUUGCCCAACAAGACACAUGACCAAACCAUCUUUCUCAAAUUGGUGAAAACUGCACAUAGGAUAUGGUUUUGAAGACGGUCCCAAAAACAUCGUCUGUGUUAGUGUGCUACAGAAGAUAACGACGACGAAUACUUAUGUCGGUGAUCAAAUUAGGAUUGUUGUUGCAUCUCCAAAACAACUCAUUCAUUUAAUCCCCUUUUGCCUAUAUUGAAAUCUUUUUGUAUCAAAUGUAUGUAUAGGUGGCCUAAAGGUCUGGUCCUUGAGCAUUUCUAGAGUUUCCUUCCAGUUAGAAAAGUGAUUAGUAUUUUGUUGAGGGAUUUAAGGAUUUUUUGUUGUUGUUGUUGCUUUUUACCCUUAAAGGUAGGUGAAUGUAAACAUUGUUUUUUGGGGAUGGGAAGAUCCACCAUUUGUAAAUAGUCAGCCUGCAAAUUAUUUCAA